Molecule: messenger RNA, 2664 nt
Organism: Cryptotermes secundus
Lineage: Eukaryota; Metazoa; Arthropoda; Insecta; Blattodea; Kalotermitidae
Gene: FipoQ
Product: F-box/LRR-repeat protein 2
Exons: 10
Coding region: 949-2487 (512 amino acids)
Biological process (GO): positive regulation of protein ubiquitination; SCF-dependent proteasomal ubiquitin-dependent protein catabolic process
Cellular component (GO): SCF ubiquitin ligase complex
Molecular function (GO): protein binding
Source: RefSeq, a predicted model, not a curated record
UCUUCAUGGCCUAGCGCUUAAUUAAUUAAGGACAGAGACAACUUUACCUGUUACCUUUACAGACUGAUCAUAAAAAAUGUUCGAAAUUGAAUGAAAUGCCUUUUCAUUCUCAGAUUUUAGGAUAAAAUUAAACAACUAUUUUUAUUUUUUCAUAUCUGAGGUAAAUUGAAAUUCAUGAGGUUCUUUCAGACACACACAUUCAUUACAAUUUUUUUAGAAAAUGAGAGAAAGACAUCCAAUCCCUACCACUUUUAAUAAUUACCUCCGUAAAUCGAAGUCUCCCCUGAGAGCUUAGAUGCUGAACUACCCAGGAACUGAGCCGGACGAAUCCAGUCCAUAAGACUAAUUUAAUUUCAAUUAAAGAUGUAUAAUUUAAACUCCAGCAUCCACAUUUCUUGAAGACCCACAUCCACGUCAGCGCUUAGGUUUCAAAAAUGGUUCUUUUCAAACUUUCCGACUAAAGUUUUCUGCUUAAAAAUUUAUUUAUAAUUUGUCAUACGUACUACGUGCCCCACCCAUCCAUUUCGCCUACAGUUUUAUCGCCCUAAUAAUAUUAUUAACAAUAAAGACGAUGAAAUGAAAGCUAAUAAUAUUUCUAGAUAUCCGAAUUUUAGCACUGGUUACUCCUAAUUAUGUAAUGAAUAACAGAUCUCUAUGCAGGCUGGAAUUGAACCGGACAACUUUCUUGAGAGAGAGGGAUAACCCCGUUUUAUCACAGUCAGGAAAGCUGAGCAAUAACCACACGUAUGAGUUCAAGUCCACAAAAUACUAAAAAUACCUCACGCUAAAGGCAUUGUACAGGGAACUGGCUUUGAUCGCCAGAGGGCUCCACUCCCAGGGUUCCGGUACCGAACAGUUUUAGCUCUUCUUUAAAAUAAUGCAGCUUUUUGGCUGUACUGCUGUCUCGGUUUGAAAGAUUGACAUUAUAUCAGAAAGUUGUGAAGUGAGAUGGACUCAUGGGGAGCUCUGUCUGUGGAGUUCGCUGCCUCAGCCGUGUCUGCAAGAGAUGAUGGGAGUACGAAACGUCCGAAAACGACAAUUGAGAAGCUGCCAGACAAAGUGCUGCUUAACAUCUUCUCAUAUUUGUCUCAUCGUGAGAUCUGCCGCAUGGCACGUGUCUGCAAGAAAUGGAGGAUGAUUGCAUACGAUACACGUCUCUGGAGAGAUGUUUCUCUACGUCCUGAGAUCUCAGGAUUACAUGUUGGAUCACUUGAGUCUCUGCUUGGGCUCAUCAGUAUUAGGUUUGGUCCUUCUCUGCGCUACAUUGAACUGCCAAUUGAGCUCAUCACACACACUGUACUACAUGAGCUUGCCAACAAAUGUCCAAAUCUGACACACAUGUUACUGGAUUUCUCCACAGCCAUGCAGUUGCAUGACUUCAGUGAGAUGCAGGCAUUUCCAACAAAGCUACGGUACAUGUGUAUUUGCCUGUCAGAGGUCAUCUUCAUGGAGGGCUUCAUGAGAAAAAUUUACAAUUUCAUCAAUGGACUUGAAAUUCUACAUUUAAUAGGUACAUAUGAGAAGGUAGAAGAGGAGGAAGAAGAAAUUUAUGAGGUCAUCAACGUGCACAAACUAAAGUCUGCAACUCCUAACCUGAGAGUCAUCAACCUAUUUGGCAUAAACUUUGUAGACGAUAGCCACAUUGAAGCCUUCAGUUCCAACUGUAUUCAGCUGGAAUGUCUGGCAGUGAACUUCUGUGCUAAAGUCAAUGGAUCAAGUUUAAAGUCAUUGCUUCAGAGGAGUAGACGACUAAGGUGCCUUUUGAUGAAUCAGACAAAUCUUAUCAGUGAGCAUGUGAUGCAGGUGGAAUGGGAGAAGACAUCACUGCAAGAGCUGGACAUUACUGCAACAGACCUAAGCACAGAAUGUCUUAUUGACAUGCUGACACGUAUCCCCAACUUGCGAUUCUUAUCAGCAGGCCAACUUAAUGGUUUCAAUGACUCAGUGCUUAAAGCCUUCAUGGAACUAGGAAAUCCCAAGAACCUGAUAGCACUGGAUGUUGACAGUUCAGACAAUCUGACUGAUGAUGCCCUGCAUAAGUUUCUGUCUCGCUAUGGUCAUCAGCUGUGGGGAAUUGCUUUGUCUGGUAUGCCACACAUCACAGACCAGCUGUGGCAGUCAGUUCUACCUGUUUUCAACAAUGCUAAGAUUUUGGUCAUGGGUACACAGGAGCGCCUUGGUGUGAAUAUCCAUGUAGAUCAGCUGAUGGAUGGGAUUGCCAACAAUUGCCCAAAUCUGCAGCGCUUGGAGCUUCGCUGGGAUCCUGAAAAUCUCCGCUUUUCUGAUAAAAGCCAAAAAGCCAUUGAUAUCCUGAGAGUCAAGUGUCUAAAGCUGAGAUGCCUUGUUCUAAGUGAUGGGCGGUACUAUGAGACAACUAAAGCCAACUUUGAAAGAGCUGAUCGUACAACUGUGGUCAGAACUACAACAAACUGUCGUGUGUCUAACUACUAUCUCCUCUCAAACUACAGGGAUCUGAUAUUCAACUAAGAAUUUUAACUCUACUAAAAAUAUGUAAUUGUUAUUCAGUAGAACAGAGUGGCCUAUACCAAAUUUUUAGUACUUCUACAUCUGUACUGAAGAGAAAACUGCUGGAUAAUGGAAUUCUUUCUGGAUUACAAUCAUGUGCUGGUUUAAAAAUGGCAAUAACAUGAAAAACAAAAGCUA